Molecule: messenger RNA, 1604 nt
Organism: Achroia grisella
Lineage: Eukaryota; Metazoa; Arthropoda; Insecta; Lepidoptera; Pyralidae
Gene: Cdk5
Product: cyclin-dependent-like kinase 5
Exons: 2
Coding region: 103-999 (298 amino acids)
Biological process (GO): synaptic vesicle transport; axonogenesis; protein phosphorylation
Cellular component (GO): nucleus; cytoplasm
Molecular function (GO): cyclin-dependent protein serine/threonine kinase activity; ATP binding
Source: RefSeq, a predicted model, not a curated record
AACUUUUGAUUUUUUAAUUAAAUUUUUUCAUCAAAAUUCAAAACCUAACACAUAAAGUAUCUAUUUUAUGCAAUUUUUUGUCACAAAGUAAAAAGUUAAAUUAUGCAGAAGUAUGAAAAACUUGAAAAAAUUGGCGAAGGCACCUACGGAACUGUUUUCAAGGCAAAAAAUAAAGAAACUCAUGAAAUUGUAGCGCUGAAACGCGUAAGGUUAGACGAUGACGAUGAAGGCGUUCCCUCGUCUGCUUUACGAGAAAUAUGUCUCCUGAAAGAACUGAAGCAUAAGAAUAUAGUUCGGCUGUAUGAUGUACUUCACAGUGAAAAAAAGUUGACACUAGUAUUUGAGCAUUGUGAUCAAGAUUUGAAGAAAUAUUUUGACAGUCUCAACGGAGAAAUAGAUUUGGAUGUAGUUAAGUCCUUUAUGUACCAAUUACUGCGGGGUCUCGCAUUUUGUCAUAGUCAUAAUGUAUUACAUCGAGAUCUUAAGCCCCAAAAUUUAUUAAUUAAUAAGAAUGGCGAACUUAAACUAGCAGAUUUUGGUUUAGCAAGAGCUUUUGGUAUCCCUGUAAAAUGCUACUCAGCAGAGGUAGUGACACUGUGGUACCGUCCACCAGAUGUUCUCUUUGGUGCUAAACUAUAUACUACUAGUAUAGAUAUGUGGUCGGCAGGUUGUAUAUUUGCAGAAUUGGCCAACUCAGGCCGCCCAUUGUUUCCUGGCUCAGAUGUUGAUGACCAGUUGAAGAGAAUUUUUAAAUUACUUGGUACACCAAAUGAAGACACAUGGCCAGGUGUCACUCAGUUGCCUGACUACAAACCACUUCCUGUUUACCAGCCAAGCCUGGGCCUGGCUCAAGUAGUCCCACGGCUACCAGCAAGAGGAAGAGAUCUUCUGGCACGCCUCCUCACUUGUAACCCAGCAUUGAGAAUGCCAGCUGAUGAUGCCAUGGCACAUGCUUACUUUCAUGACUUGAAUCCAUCAGUAAAGAAUGACCGAUGUUAACAAUCAAUCCAUCCAUACAAAUGUACCUCAGAACUAUUAGUUUGUGAUAAAAAAAAUGUUGAGGUGCAGGAGUGUUGUGAUGAAGAGACUUAAAUUAUUAUACCAAGACUUGAACCUAGUAUAAGAUAUACUGUAAUGUAUAAUAGUUAGAAUACAAUAAACGUCAUACUUGUUAUAUUUAAAUAAUGAAUUAAUUAAUAAUAUUCAGUAUUUUUCGGACAUGUUCAGUCACUCUAAUCUAAAGAUAAAAUGUUCUAACAUUUUGGUAAUGAAGGUUUAUACUUUAUAAACAUUUAAUGAUGUCAUUUGCUCAUUAUUGAUCUCAUGUGGAUAUUAUACUAACUUCCUUUAGUGAUUAAGAAAUGUAUAUUUUGUUUUAAGCAUACAAAUGUGUGAGAUUAAAUGUUAAGUAAGAAUUAACUUAAUAAUAGUGAUGUAAGUUUUGUGGUAAGUGCAAUAAAUAAGAGUAAUAGUCAAUUAUCAUGUUUUAUAUAUUCUUUAUAACAGCUUCUUAGAUUGAAAAAUCUUGCCAUCAAAUAACAGUACCAGAUUAUGUUAUGUUUACUCUCAGGGUGGAACUGUAAUGAGUGUUGUCUCCCAUAUAA